AGUGCAGUGAUCGUAAUCUUCUCAGGAGAAUAGCACACUGCACGGCAAGAGUACAAGGAGGCUACUUGUAUUGAACCUGGUACGCAGCUGAUAUUUUUGUUUUGUUUUUUUAAAGGAAAAACCAUGGUAACCAUGGAUGAGCUUUGCGAGAUGGAUGGUAACGUUUUGAAAAGGUUGGUGAGGGAUGACAGCGGUAAAUGCUUGGUGCUGGACUGCAGAUCGUUUCUGGCUCACAGCGCGGGUCACAUAAAAGGGUCGGUGAAUAUUCGCUGCAACACUAUUGUGAGGAGAAGGGCUAAGGGCUCCGUAAGCAUGGAGCAGAUCCUUUCGGGGGACGAGGAGGUCCGGUCCAGGCUAAAAUCAGGACUUUACUCCGCCGUUAUUCUGUAUGAUGAAAGGACUUCGCAUAUUGACUCCAUAAAAGAAGACAGCACAAUUACACUAGUGCUCAACGCACUGUAUAGGGAUUCCUAUGGGACUGAAAUCUAUCUCCUGAAAGGUGGCUAUGACAAGUUUUCAUCCGAUUAUCCAGAAUUAUGCUUGAAAACGAAAAUACCAUCCGGAAUCUCUUCUCUGUCAAGCACAGAUGUAACAGAAACCGGUUGUACUUCCUGGACCCCGCAUCAUGACCAGGGUGGUCCGGUAGAAAUCUUGCCCUUCCUCUAUUUGGGCAGUGCCUAUCAUGCUUCCAGAAAAGACAUGCUGGAUUCCUUGGGGAUAACUGCCUUAUUAAACGUGUCUUCGAACUGUCCAAAUCACUUUGAAGGGUAUUACCAGUAUAAGUGCAUACCAGUGGAGGACAACCACAAGGCCGACAUUAGCUCCUGGUUUAUAGAGGCAAUUGAAUAUAUAGAUUCGAUAAAAAGCUUUAAUGGGAGGGUGCUAGUCCACUGCCAGGCUGGCAUCUCGCGUUCUGCCACCAUCUGCCUCGCGUACCUGAUGAAGAAGAAGCUGCUGAAGCUGGAGGAGGCCUUCGAGUUUGUCAAGCAGCGGAGGAGCAUCAUCUCCCCCAACUUCAGCUUCAUGGGGCAGCUCCUGCAGUUUGAGUCUCAGGUCCUGGCCACAUCUUGUGCAGUGGAGGCUGCAAGCCCAUCUGCAGCGUGCAGCAAGUCCACUCCCACCUCGCAGUUCGUUUUCAGCUUCCCUGUCUCCGUGGCGGUCCACACGCAGCCCAGCAGCCUCACUUACCUACAGAGUCCCAUCACCACAUCCCCCAGCUGCUGAGGGGCUCGGAUCGAAGAACGGGACACGCAAAUAAUAAACUAAGCCUCCAAAGAUUUUGAACGCUGGGCCUUAGGACUGCAGCACGUUCAAAGUGUGAGACUUACUUACAGACUGUGAUGGAGUUUUUAAACACAAGUCUUCAGUGAAGAGUCCUUCUGCAAGAAGGCAGGCACAUGUUUGAAAGGGUAUCCUUGUCAGCCUGAGAACAUGCAGAACCAGAGUAAGGCCAUUAUCAAUAGGGAUAUAAAGUAUGUAUAUGUGUGUAUGUAUAUCAAUCUGUAAAUCAGUAUAGAUAGAUAACACAUUGCAUGGCCCAUUCUGCGGUUACAAAUCCCACUACAAAUUGACGUUUUUUUCUCUAUUUAACUAUGAAUAUGAGACAUGAGGGUUUAUUUUUUUUAUAUAAAGAAUUUCAUAUUCUAUAUAUAAUUUGUAGUUAUACAUAUUUUGUUGAACCCUUGUUUUCUCUAAUGGAGGCAAGAUGCAACCUCUCUAACACUAUCAAAAGCAACCAUCACAUGAUCUCUUAUUAACGUGUCACCAUGGCUCCAGACACAUGCUUGCAUUCUUCCUACUAUCGACAGUGCUGUAAUCCUACCAAAGAGCUACAGAUUCACAUUUGUAGUUGCGUAUAUUUACUGAUGAGUUUAUGUCUGUGUGUCUCCUGAAGCCACUGUGAUGAUACAAUGUAUAUAUAUAUAUAUAUAUAUAUAUAUAUAUAUAUAUAUAUAUAUAUAUA
Molecule: messenger RNA, 1963 nt
Organism: Polyodon spathula (Mississippi paddlefish)
Lineage: Eukaryota; Metazoa; Chordata; Actinopteri; Acipenseriformes; Polyodontidae
Product: dual specificity protein phosphatase 4-like
Biological process (GO): endoderm formation; negative regulation of MAPK cascade; protein dephosphorylation
Cellular component (GO): cytoplasm; nucleus
Molecular function (GO): MAP kinase tyrosine/serine/threonine phosphatase activity; protein tyrosine/threonine phosphatase activity
Source: RefSeq, a predicted model, not a curated record